Acaulospora colombiana is the source of this 564-nucleotide messenger RNA. NCBI's taxonomy places the organism in Eukaryota, Fungi, Glomeromycota, Glomeromycetes, Diversisporales, Acaulosporaceae. The record is from the annotation of a GenBank genome assembly.
AUGAAGAUAGAAGAUAGUGUUGCCGCUGUGGUGGUUGCUCAAUUGCUGUUUCUCGAAGCCGAAAAUCCCGAAAAACCCAUUAGUUUAUAUAUCAAUAGUCCUGGUGGUAGUGUUACUGCUGGAAUGGCUAUUUAUGAUACUGUAAGUUUAUGGAUUCAAAUGAACGGUAAUAUUAUAUUCGCGUUGAUGGGCAGCAUGUAUGCAAAUGCAUUACUUAAAAUCCACGUUCAACUUUCAAAACCGCUAUCUAGUAUAUCCAAUCUCCUGUAUCAACGCUUUGUAAUGGUCAAGCAUGCUCAAUGGGCUCACUACUUUUGGCCUCUGCCAAUCGGUGGUACUUCGGGUCAAGCAAGUGACAUAGCCAUUCAUGCAAGAGAGAUUCUAAGAGUGCGGGAAAGACUAAAUAAAAUUUAUCAAAAGCACACUAAUAAACAUACCUUGGAUGAAAUUGAAAAGGCAGUCGAGAGAGAUUAUUUUAUGACUGCGCAAGAAGCAUUGGAGUUUGGUUUGGUGGACAGAGUUCUAGAAAAGAGGGAGAUUAAAGGAGCUGAUUCAACCGCUUAA